UGCUUUUAGCUCCUCUAUUUAGUAAUAGCAGAACGUGAACAACUGACCUUUGUCUGCGGUCAAGAUGGCGUUGUUUUACGUUCAAGGCUUGCCCAUAGGGGCGGUAGCCAUCAUGCUAGCCUUGCUUGCCUCCAUGGGUGGCUUCAUCUUUGGUUAUGACACAGGACAAAUAUCUGACAUCGUACUUAUGCCCGAUUUCUUGGUCCGCUUCGGAUCGUGCGGUACCCCAGGCGUUGCGAGCACCUGCUCUUUUUCGGAUGUCAGAGAGGGUUUGAUAGUCGCCUUAUUAUCCAUUGGCACGCUUGUCGGUGCACUAGCUGGUGCCCCGACUGCCGAUUUCCUUGGUCGCCGAUACGCGAUGUCGGUGGAGUGUUUUGUUUUUGUUGUCGGUGUAAUCAUUCAGAUAUCCUCGGAGCAUGUCUGGCAACAAUUCGCAGUUGGGAGGUUCAUCAGUGGUUUGGGUGUUGGAUCAUUAAGUGCGGCCGUACCCAUGUAUCAGGCUGAAACAGCGCCGCCGCAGAUCCGAGGAACGUUGACUGCGACAUAUCAGUUGUUCAUCACCUUCGGUAUAUUGGUUGCAUACUGUAUUUCCAUUGGCACACGUGAUAUACCCUCAUCCGGUUCAUGGCGCAUUGUUGUUGGCAUUGGUAUUUUGUGGGCGCUGAUUUUGGGUAUUGGUAUCCUAUUCAUGCCCGAAAGUCCCAGAUGGUUGGCUGCCCAUGAUCGUUUGGACGAUGCUCAGGCCUCCAUUGCUCGCACUCGAGGUAUCCCAGCGUCAGAAGCUUCUGACCAUUACGUUAUACGUCGCGAAGUCGAGGAAAUCAGGUCCAAUGUUCUUUACGAGAAGAAUAUUAGCGCAGGUUGGAUUGAUUGCUUCAAGGUCGAGAACAAGACUCUGUACCGCACUCUCCUUGGCAUGUCAUUGCAAAGUCUGCAACAACUUACCGGUGCCAACUACUUCUUCUACUAUGGUGCUACCGUUUUCCUAUCGGUUGGUAUUGCCGAUUCGUUCGUGACCCAAAUCAUCCUUGGUGCUGUCAACUUUUUCUGUACUUUUGGUGGCAUGUACAUCAUGGAAAGGUUCGGCCGUAGACGUCCCCUAAUAAUCGGUGGUUUAUGGCAAGCUGCAUGGUUGUUCAUCUUCGCCUCAGCAGCAAUUUCGACAGAUCCCGCCACCAACCCUGGUAUGGGCAAGCUCAUGAUUGUUUCAGCUUGCAUGUUCAUUUGGGGUUAUGCCAUGACAUGGGCUCCCGGUGUCUGGAUUUUGAUCGGAGAGACUUUCCCUACUAGGACUCGUGCAAAGCAAGGCAGCAUUUCUACCGCAGCCAAUUGGUUAUGGAAUUUCUUGAUCGCCUUCUUCACGCCAUUCAUCAUCAAAAGCAUUUCCUACAAAUACGGUUAUAUCUUUGCAUCAUGCAACUUGCUCGGCGCUUUCGUUGUUUACUUCUUCCUUUACGAAUCGUCCGAUCUUUCGCUUGAAAGUGUGAACAUGAUGUAUAUCGACCCAGACUGCAAGCCGUGGACUUCCCGUAACUGGGCACCACCUGGCUUCGCGUCCAGGCAAGAUCUUAUUGACCAGUCGAGGGCUGCUGAAGCUCACAAGCCACUCGCAUCUGGGGCACUUGAAGAAACCAGAAUCGAAAAACGUUCAUCGAAGAACUCCAGCGAAGAGGUUUAAAGAGCGGCACAUAUGUGGAAACACAAAUAGACUCUUUAUUCGACCCCUUCAAUCGAUAUGUCUGGUCAUGGUAAUGCGCUGUUUGGUAGAAUGCUUUUCGCAUCCAAUCAUAUCUUACGAGUGUUACGACACGACAAUUUUGUACCCUUAAUGAAAUUCAUUUACAUCCGGUU
Serpula lacrymans var. lacrymans S7.9 is the source of this 1851-nucleotide messenger RNA. RefSeq lists its product as uncharacterized. The transcript is spliced from 13 exons. The record is from RefSeq and is a predicted model, not a curated record. NCBI's taxonomy places the organism in Eukaryota, Fungi, Basidiomycota, Agaricomycetes, Boletales, Serpulaceae. Gene Ontology annotation, molecular function: carbohydrate:proton symporter activity. Gene Ontology annotation, cellular component: membrane. Gene Ontology annotation, biological process: transmembrane transport; carbohydrate transport. The coding region runs from base 65 to 1678 and encodes 537 amino acids.